Messenger RNA from Pseudophryne corroboree (corroboree frog), 2335 nucleotides. It is a transcript of the gene IRAK3, whose product is annotated as interleukin 1 receptor associated kinase 3. Gene Ontology annotation, biological process: protein phosphorylation; signal transduction. The record is from RefSeq and is a predicted model, not a curated record. Gene Ontology annotation, molecular function: protein binding; ATP binding; protein kinase activity. Lineage: Eukaryota; Metazoa; Chordata; Amphibia; Anura; Myobatrachidae. Gene Ontology annotation, cellular component: plasma membrane. Bases 16 to 1482 code for a protein of 488 amino acids. The transcript has 9 exons.
CUUUCUUCAGACUGGAUGGACUUCCGUAAAAUUGAGAAGUAUGCCGUUCAAGGUAAAAGCAGAACAAAGGAACUGCUUUGGAGCUGGGCACACAAAAAUAAGACUGUUGGUGACUUACUAAUAGUUCUUCAAGAAAUGGGACUUCAGAGAGCCAUGAAUUUGUUUACAGAGAUAAAUGUCCAGCCACGUGUCAGCUGUAAAGAGAUUGAAGAAGGAACUAAGAACUUCCACAGAGAUUUCUUUAUUGGAGAAGGACAUUUUUUUGAAGUUUUCAAAGCUGAUAUUAAGAAACAAUUGUGUGUUGUAAAGCUGCUUAAACAGAAGAAUAACUUGGCAGAUCAGAAGCAAUCAAACCUCUUUAUGUCAGAAUGGAAACACCUACCCAGACUUCAACAUUCAAACAUUCUAGAAAUACUUGGAUUUAUCACAAUGGAAGGAAGAACAUGUUUGGUAUACCCAUAUAUGAGUAAUGGCUCUCUCUUUCACAGACUGCUUUGUACUGGUAACACUCCUCCACUAUCUUGGCAAAUACGUUACAACAUUCUGCUUGGUGUAGCAAAGGCCAUACAGUAUCUUCAUUCAGUGGACUCAUAUCCAAUUGAUUGCGGGAAUAUAAACAGCAAACAUAUAUUGCUUGAUCAGCAUUUUCAGCCAAAGCUCUCAGACUUUGCCAUGAUACAUUUGAGGUCUAACCUGAUAAAUACCACACCACAUCACACCAUAAAGAUGGAUCAUGCCGCACUGAGGUUCCUGGCACACCUGCCAGAGGAGUACAUUAGGAAAGGAGAACUGUCACUGAAAACUGAUGUGUACAGCUAUGGAAUUGUAACAAUGGAAGUUUUAAGUGGAUGUCAAGCAAUACUUAAUGGAUCCAAAUGUACAUAUCUGAAAGAAGUGUUUUGGAACCAAAUGGAGAAACGUGGAACUGAAUCUUUUCUAGCUAUAAUGGAUAUGAAAUCUAACAACUGGCCCUAUGGUGUUGCACAAACACUUUUUGGAGUAUCUAUUGAAAGUACAGCACUGCGUUCCAAAGAGAGGCCCACUAUGGAAGAGGUUCUUAAAAGUAUUGAAGGCUGUAAGGAUGCUGACAAGUACAGUGGAGAUCAGCCUAAAUCACUUGUGUCCGUUCCACCCGGUCUUUGUCCGUUGCCUUGGAGCUAUGCCAAUGUUCCUGUUGAAAGUGAUGAAAGUCUGGACUGUUCCUUCAGUUUGGAAAGGAAAAUAGAAGUGGUAACACCAUGUGAAUGCAGCCAGUCUGAGGUUACAUUUUUAGGAGUCAACAGAAAAGUUAGAGAUAAAGGAAGCGUUCCAUCUCCACCGAUACAAAGCAAUACUACAUCACAUAGUGACCAUAUAUUACAGAGAAAUGAAAUAACCCAUAACAACAAUCCAGUUGAGUGUAGCUACUCAACGGGGCCAGACACAGUCACAGUAUUCUGUGAAGAGUGCAUAGCGAAUGGUUUUGGCUACUGUAAAAAAUAAACUGGAGAGUUUCUCUGACAUAAUUUAGGGGCUUAUUUAUGAAAGCCGUUCAAGCUCUAUCCUCUGUGAAAAAGGUUGAUUUGCUGGAGGUAGUUUUUUCCUAUUUAUUAACGGCCACUGCUGGUGGUUGCUGUCACCAAGUAUUGCCAGCUAUAGCCAUUGCUGGGCACUCCAGCCUAUUUAAAACAAAAGACAGUACUAUCUUAAUGUCUGAAUGCCGAUAACCGUGAGCCAUUAAAGGAGAAACAUGCAUUAUUAUAAAUUUUAUUUAUUAUUAAGUAAUAAAGGAACCCAGUCUGCCCGCUUACCACGCCCCGCUCUGUUUCGCAGUUCAUACAAUCAAAGGUAGGGUCUGCAAAGAUAAGCUGUGGCGCAUGCAGGGGGUGUUCUGAGUACCCAGGACCACCUUGCCCCCUCCUGACUGAUGGUCUAUGGUUUUGUCCCCCCCACCCCCCGAUAUCAUGUAGUUUACCUAGAUAAUUGUAUAAUAUAUGCCCAGCAUUUGGAGUAAAUCCUACUAGAUGGUGCAAUUUUGCUAAAAUACAUUGAGCUGCAGGGAGGACAAAUUCUAAAUGUAUGAAUUGGGAGGAUGCUACACGUUAGCUUAACUCUGAUUCAUAGUUUGAAACAAAAACUGGCCAUUAUUGCUGAAUUGCAUACAAAAGCCAUCAGUAUUAGCCCUGAAUGAAAAACAAAAUCUUUAUACAGCUUGCAACGCAAUAGGACAGGUUCAAGAGAAUAUUUUCACCAUUUAGCUGUAUUGCUCAGAACUCUAAAUAAGGCCCUAAUUGUAAAAAUUAGAUUUAUGGUAAGAACUUACCGUUGUUAAAUCUCUUUCUUCGAGGUACACUGG